This is a messenger RNA of Oreochromis niloticus (Nile tilapia), 3606 nucleotides long. RefSeq names its product CMRF35-like molecule 3. Gene Ontology annotation, molecular function: transmembrane signaling receptor activity. NCBI's taxonomy places the organism in Eukaryota, Metazoa, Chordata, Actinopteri, Cichliformes, Cichlidae. Bases 118 to 1035 code for a protein of 305 amino acids. The transcript has 6 exons. The record is from RefSeq and is a predicted model, not a curated record. Gene Ontology annotation, cellular component: plasma membrane.
CUCAUAAAAGAGUUACAGGAAAGGGAAGGGGAAGUGGAAAUUAUCAACAGUGGAGCUAUCUGUCAAUACUGCCACACACUUUAUGUCACUGAUCAUUUUUAUCAUUUCAUUGUAAAUAUGGUAAAAAUCAGUGGAUGUGCUUUUAUUUUUUCUGCUCUCAAUAUUGUGGAGAUGAUGACACUCAAUGUACAAGGUGAAAUUGGGGGAGAUGUGUCAUUCACAUGUUCAGACUGGAACACUUGGUUCAGUGUGAACACUAAUAAGAAGUACCUUUGUAAAAGUCCAUGCUCAAAAACAAAACACAUAAUCAUCACUGCUGCACCUGGAAAGACUGAAUUUGGAAACAGAGUAAUCCUAAAUAACAAAGGGAAUGAUUUAUUAGUGACUUUCAAUAAUCUUGAAUUGGCAGACUCAAAAAAAUAUUACUGUGGAGUUGAGAGACGUGGCUAUGAUCCACUUAUAGAGGUCAAUCUAAAAGUUGUACAUGGUCCUAAAAAACCUGCUAAGACAGUCACUGCUGGGUCAACUGUGUCCUUUGCUGUUUUAAACAGAACCAUUAUGCCUUUAAGCCAUUUGGAUAUUAUUACUAAUUCAUCUGUCCUAUCCUAUAUAACACCGACUACACCACCCAUUCAAAAAGAUGGAAUUGUGCCAUAUUUAAUUUUAGGUAUCAUUGCCAUAACACUGAUGAUAGUAUUGAUGGUCAUGUUGAAGUUUAUGCAAACUUUUAAAAGAAAAAUGGAAAUUGUGUCUCCACAGGAAGAUGCACAUGUGGAUUUUACUUAUGAUGAAACUGGACCUGAAGACCAGCAGACUGCCAGACCACCGGUAGCCGUCUUGAGUGCAAGCCUCAGUAGACUGAACGCUGAUGUUGACUCUGAAAGUCUCUAUGCAAAUUAUCUCCAAGACAGUCAAUCAGCAGUGAUAAAUGAUUCAUUGUACUCUUUUGCUCGACUACCCAAACAUAAAACUGAACACAAUGAGCAAAAAAGUAAUUCUAUAUAUUCCCUUGUUUACCAACCACAGACAACCUGAACCUGACAACUGCGACAGGAAAUAAUUAAAAGGGAAUGCUGUUAAUAUUUAAUUUUUCUUUUCUUUUAUCUUAUAGCAGUGUGUUGUGUAAUGCAUGUAUGUAUGCAAAUAAUUUUUUUAACUGAAGCCUCUAAAUGUAAGUCCAAGUCUAUUCCAAAUGAUCAAAAUAAGGAUUCGAAGAAGGAUUGCAAUCAAAAUAAUCCUGCAAGCAGACAGAUGUUCUGUACACAGAGCAUCAAACAUGUGCUUUAGCCUCUGUUACUGAUAAGCAUUUUCAUAUUUUCCAUCAUUAUACUGUAAAUGAACGUCAAUUUCAGAAACACAAGCAGAACAAGAAAAAGAGAACAUGAUAAGGAAGGUGAGCAAGAACUUUUAACUCAUAUUCAGGUCUCAAAGAUGUGUAAAAUAAAUAUUUAUCCUGCACAGUGCAUUAAACAUCACAUAGUUUCUUAGUGAGUAGACUGAACAGCACAAAAUCAGAGCACAGGACCUGGCAUUAACUUUUUAACUUAUAAGAGUUAAAGUAAUCAUUCACUUGUUCUGGAAAAUUAGGAAUUUUUUUAGGUAAAAAAAUACAUCAUACCUAAAUAUUCAACUCAGUUCAACUCAACUCAGUUUUUAUACUGCCAACACAUAACAGUCAACUUAAAGCACUUGAUAUUAAAGACUCUAUAGUAUUACAGAGAAUCAAAUGUUAAGCAAAUACAUUGGCACAGUAGGAAGAACGAACUCCCUUUGAACAGGAAGAGACCUUUAGCAGGACCAGGGUCAGGGAGAUUUGGCUGUGAAUAAAAGCAGGACUCAAACUCAUUUUAUAUCGAGGGCAACAUGCAGACCACUUUGAUGCUAAGUGGGCUGCACCAGUGAAACUCCCCUUUCUGUCAGUGUAAAGACGUUUCAUUACACAUUAAAUGCCUGAAUAUAAGAAAACGAAUUUCAAUUCCAAAAGUACGUCUCAGUCUUCCAACAUGAUAACGAAAUACUGCUUGGUAAAUGAAAGAAAUGUGUCAGCAUGACUGUUUGGGCUUAAACUGUAAGAAUUAAAUAUGUAUAUCUGUUAGCUCAAAACUGAACCCACUGAAAAUGUCCUUUUAUUGUGGACUCAUUGUAAAAAAAAAAAAAAAAAAGAAAGAAAGAAAGAAAGAAAGAAAGAAAUCAUUAUAAUCAGUAGGAAAUUUUCUGGUAUUUAGUUAAUGUGGUGUAGUAUGGGCCCAGGCCUUCAGUUUGACACCUCUGAUUGAAAGUGAUAGUUUUUUGUAUUUAUUAAAGUGACAUUAUACAGUAGACUUAUGUUACCAAGUAUAAAUAUUAUAAUUGUUUUUAACAGUGUAACUUUGACAGCUGUGUCUUCCUAAUAAAUUUGAAAUCUGAGUGUUGUACUGGAUUCUGAUGUAUAAUUGUCUCCACUAAUUCUAUAUUUUUUGUGAAACACUGAAUUGAAAUUCAUAUUGAAAUUCUUGCAGAACGAUGUCCAUAUUAUUUUUAUCUGUCCAAAAGCACAAGAUAGACCUAAUCAGAUGUUUCAAAUUUGCAUGAAGACAGCACCUCUGAAGCUCAGCUCAGGUAUGUGACUUUUUUUUUUUCGCCUGUUUUGGUGGUUUUCACUCCUAACUGGUCAUGGCAGAUGGUUGGCCCUCCUUGAGACUGGUUCUGCUAGUGGUUUCUACCUAUAAAGGUAGUUUUUUCCUUCCUACUGUUGCCAAAAUACUUGCUCAUAUGUGUACGUCUGAUAGUUGGGAUUUCUCUGUAUUAAUGUAGGGUCUUUACCUUAGAAUUUUAAGUGCCUUGAGACAACUGUUUUUGUGAUGUGGCGCUAUAUGAAUAAAACUGAACUGAAUUGAAUUGGAUGUAGCCCUUGCAGAAGCUCCCUUGAUUUUUUAAAAAUUAUUUUAUCACCUGCUAAAGUUUACUUUUGUUGCGCAUUGUGAUUUCUGUGAAGGUUAAUUGGUCAUUUUUGUUCUGCAAGUGGUGUAAAGUCAAAUUUUACGAAUCCACAAGUUUUCUACACAUUACACUGCAAUCCUGGAGGAAAUGAUGGGUUUUCAGCACUGGCGCUGAUCCACCUGCCAUCAUGGAGACUCUAAGGUGUUAUAUGGGCAAUAUUGUGGGUGAGCUUGGUGAGCUGAUUAAGACCAAUGGGAGCACAGUGAAAGGAUUAAGUUCAUGGAGCAUUGCAGUGAGACAUGACAAUACUCACACUUCCUGGACCACAAUGUGACCAUAACUGGCUUCAAAACUUUUCAGGAGACAGCGACCUUAAUCUGAGCUGUAGGAAGAAAUGUGGAUUACACUAGUUGGGAAAGUUGUGUAAACCUGGAUAUGUGACUGUGAAGUAACAUUUUUGUGGCUUCAGGACUGAACUGCUGUUGGAAUGCACUCAUAUUACUCAUCCUUUCUGUUUCAAUCUGUGAAAGGAAUCUGUGAUUUGAAUCAACAAUAUGUGCAUUCCUCCAUUAACUGACGCAACAGUCGCUCUAAUGUGUCUGUGGUGAAUGGCUGUAGCUAUUUAAUGGAUCCAGACUGCCCUAUGCACCACUUACUGAAUAUGCAGCUGAACAUUUUCUCUGACAU